Molecule: messenger RNA, 780 nt
Organism: Lizanozyma spartinae
Lineage: Eukaryota; Fungi; Ascomycota; Pichiomycetes; Serinales; Debaryomycetaceae
Gene: ARO7
Product: chorismate mutase
Exons: 1
Coding region: 1-780 (259 amino acids)
Biological process (GO): aromatic amino acid biosynthetic process; chorismate metabolic process
Cellular component (GO): cytoplasm
Molecular function (GO): chorismate mutase activity
Source: RefSeq, a predicted model, not a curated record
AUGGAUUUCAUGAAACCGGAAACAGUUCUUGAUUUGAAUAAUAUUCGUCAGGCAUUAGUUCGGAUGGAGGAUACGAUUGUGUUCAACUUGAUUGAAAGAAGUCAAUUUUACCUGUCUCCACUGGUUUAUAAGUCCAACUACGUCAGGAUACCUGAUUUUGAUGGCUCCUUUUUGCAAUGGACCUUAUUACAACAGGAACGUAUUCAUAGUCAAGUUAGAAGAUACGAAGCUCCUGAUGAAGAGCCAUUCAAUCCAACUAAAUUGUUACCUAGUUUAUUACCUCCAGUGAAUUAUCCUAAAAUUCUUGCUAACUACUCUAAGGAAGUCAAUGUUAACGAAGAAAUCUACCAAUUCUAUGUGGAAAACAUUGUACCCAAGAUCAGUUGUAAAGAAGGAGAUCAAUUGGAAAAUUUGGGAUCUGUUGCUGUGAGUGAUAUCGAAUGCUUACAAAGCAUUUCUAGACGGAUUCACUUUGGUAAGUUUGUGGCCGAAGCCAAGUUCCAACUGGAUAAGCAACUCUAUACCAAAUUGAUCAAGGAAAAGGAUAUAGAAAGUAUAGAGAAAAGCAUUACCAACUCUGCAGUUGAACAGAAAAUUUUAGAACGGUUGGUGGAUAAAUCAAGAAGUUAUGGUACCGAUCCUCUGAUGAGAUACAGUCAGAAUCCUCAAAGUAAAGUUGAUCCUGAGAUCAUUGUCAAGCUAUACAAGGAGUUCAUUAUCCCUGUUACCAAGAAAGUAGAAGUUGAGUAUUUAUUAAGAAGAUUGGAGGAUACACAAUAG